This is a messenger RNA of Nerophis lumbriciformis (worm pipefish), 2691 nucleotides long. Lineage: Eukaryota; Metazoa; Chordata; Actinopteri; Syngnathiformes; Syngnathidae. The record is from RefSeq and is a predicted model, not a curated record.
AUGGCAACAUCCAGUCAACGCAGUGAUCUCCCGGCGAAGCGUAAAAAGGCAGAUUCUAUUGAUUCGGCUACAUCGACCGAUGAUCUGUUGUUAGCAAGCCCACCCGAAUACACAAAGUCACUUAGCGAGGGAAUUGGAUCAAUCGAUAAGAAAAUAUCGAUAGCAUUAGAAAUCCUUCAAGCCGAGAUCAAAGAGUUAAAAGAAAGCCUCGUGUUUACUCAGCAGGAGGUAGUAUAUCUCAAGUCGCAAAACGAUAUCCUUAAAGGCGCCUUCGAGUCGACGACAGGUCUAUUAGAAUCCCUGAAAAAAGAGAACAAGAUAAUGAAAGAUUCUAUUUUGGACCUUCAAUCAAGGAGCAUGAGGGACAAUUUAAUUUUCUCUGGCAUCGAAGAAAACACAGUAGACAACCCAGAAGCCCUCGUUAAGUCAUUUAUGGCAACAUCUCUCAAGCUGCCCAAGGAAAUGGUGGAUUCGAUCAAGUUUGCGAGGGUACACCGUCUUGGGAAGCCAAGAGGAAGCGGUCCGCGUCCAGUAAUCGCCAAGUUCGAGCUCUACCAGCAGAAAGUACUGGUGAAAUCCAAAGGAAGAGAAUUACAAGGAACAAGAUUCGGUAUGAAUGAUCAUUUCCCGCGCGAGAUCAACGAAAGACGGAAAAUCCUCUAUCCAAUUCUGAAGCGGUCCAGAGCAGAGGGCAAACCCCACGGGAAAUCAUGGCUCGGGCCCCAGGCUAUCGAGGGCCUCUCUUGGGGCUGCUUCUGCACUUUGCUCUACUUUGUUCGGCUCAAAGGGCCCAAGGACCUGCUGGACCUGCAGGUGUACCAGGAAUUGAUGGCAUUGAUGGUGAUAGAGGAUCAGAUGGCCAAGCUGGUCCUGCUGGACCUGAUGGAGAGCCUGGGCUUGACCGGCCGUAUCGGAGAGCCCGGGCCUGAUGGUCCCCGCGGACAGAAAGGUGAACCCGGAACAGUUGGACCUCGUGGAAUGGCUGGUGUUGGGCCAGAUGGACCCCCUGGGCCACCAGGGCCAGGAGGGCUUCCGGGCCCACUGGGGAAAACAGGACCACCUGGGCCCAUGGGUGUGAGGGGGCCACAAGGACCUCGAGGACCAACAGGCCCUCGAGGGGCAUCUGGGAUGCUUGGAAGCGCUGACCUGUGUCCCAACUCUUGUCCACCAGGGACUACUGGACAUCCUGGACUUCCUGGCAUGAAGGGCCACAAAGGUGUUAAAGGUGAAGCAGGGGAACCUGGCAAACAAGGGCACAAGGGGGAGGAGGGUGAACAAGGCGGUCAAGGGGAGGUCGGUGCACAAGGGCCAACGGGUGCCCAGGGCAUCCGUGGAGCCUCAGGAAUGAUGGGUACUAAGGGAGAGAUGGGUGCUCGAGGUCCUGAUGGAGAUCCAGGUCCUCAAGGUGUUGCCGGGGCAUCUGGUGAUCAAGGGCAGCGAGGUGUGAUGGGUGAGCCUGGGCCUAAAGGUGAACUGGGCUUACAAGGGCCAAGAGGCAUCACCGGUUUGCCAGGUCCCAAAGGAGACGCUGGUUUACCAGGUGUGGACGGCCGUGAGGGUAUUCCAGGCUUGCCGGGAACAAAGGGAGGGGUUGGAAAGCCUGGACUCCCUGGAGAGACUGGCCCACAGGGGCUUCCUGGUUUGCCUGGAUCACCUGGAGCAAAAGGACAGGGUGGCUCAAAGGGAGAUGCUGGUCAAACAGGCUUUCCUGGAACAAUAGGUUCAGCUGGGAAAAUGGGCGAGCGCGGGGAACAAGGUGAGGUUGGAGACGUUGGACCAAUCGGUGAACCUGGAGAAUUAGGAGAACAAGGCCCGGUGGGUCCAGCUGGCAAGCCGGGUUCAAGGGGACCCAAAGGUGACCCCGGUCUUCCUGGUAUUCCAGGCCCUCCUGGUGUUCCUGGAGUAAAAGGAGAAAGGGGCGAGCGGGGAGAAGCAGGACCCAAGGGAGACCAGGGUCCACAAGGUGAUGAAGGCAACCCCGGAGAGAAAGGAGAUAAUGGUGAACCUGGCGAAACUGGUGCCAAGGGUGAGAAUGGAAACCCCGGCGAGCCUGGUAGAAGAGGACCAGAGGGAACUCGAGGCCAGCCCGGAGUCGAGGGUCCAGCCGGCACACCUGGACCACGAGGCAUGCAGGGUAACAGAGGUCCACCUGGAGUCAGAGGCACACAAGGCCCUGCGGGUAAAGAGCCGAGCGACCAGCACAUCAAACAGGUCUGCAUGCGAGUCAUGCAAGAACAACUGGCUCAGUUGGCUGCAAGUUUGAGAAGACCAGAGUCUGGUGCAGUGGGCUUACCUGGUAAACCCGGACCUCCGGGCCCUCCUGGUGCUCCGGGAGACAAUGGCCUGCCAGGGCAGGCAGGGGCAAGAGGACUUCCUGGACUUAAAGGACCACCAGGACAACUUGGAGCAAAAGGACCCAAAGGUGAAAUGGGCGACAGAGGCUCCCGAGGACCCACAGUGCGGGGACCCAAAGGUCAGCAAGGACCUCCUGGACUCCCAGGUGAGGCUGGCAAACCUGGGUACGGUCAGGAUGGUCGCGACGGCCAAAGAGGACCUCCUGGCCUUCCUGGACAGCCUGGCGUACCAGGGCCACCCGGUGCAGCCGGUCCUAAUGGUUACUGCGACCCGUCCUCAUGCAAUUUGUCAGCGGGCGCUCAGCGUACAGAUGUUAAGGGACCUGCAGGGAACUAA